Molecule: messenger RNA, 7465 nt
Organism: Acipenser ruthenus (sterlet)
Lineage: Eukaryota; Metazoa; Chordata; Actinopteri; Acipenseriformes; Acipenseridae
Exons: 28
Coding region: 67-7431 (2454 amino acids)
Biological process (GO): prevention of polyspermy; binding of sperm to zona pellucida
Cellular component (GO): egg coat
Molecular function (GO): acrosin binding; structural constituent of egg coat
Source: RefSeq, a predicted model, not a curated record
GCCUCUAAACCACAGACAUAUGGCUUGAUUUUUUUGUUAUCGUAGUUGUAGUUUGGUAUACUAGUGAUGUUACGGAGAGGGCGGGCAAUGCUGCCUUUCUUCUUAUUGAUCUGGGUCUUGAGGCUCACACAAGCUCUUGCCACAGCUCAUGAUCGCCUGCAGGAUGAAGCGGCUGCAAAUUCCAUGUCAGGAACAGGAAACUUGGAUCGUGGAGGGAACUUGAGUUUAGCUACUGAUUUAGCCAUUCCUUCUGCUGAUCUUUUGUCUGAACAUGAUUACUUUUCAACAAAUAGAAAAGGUGAACUUUCUGAGAUUGCCACUGUUGAUCUGCAGAAUAACCAGCAGUCUCAUGAUCAUGUGUUUGCUGAGACUGAAUCUGAUGCUGCAAACCAUGGGCUUUUUGAUUUCAGCCAACAUUAUAGGUAUGAUGAGGAUGCACUUGAACAGCCUAUCUUUUCCAGUCCAGAUAGUGAUGACUUCAAUUCUGAUCGGACCAAGUAUGUUGUCCCUUUUGUUGCUGAUGAAUACCCUAUGGCUUCAGAAUCUGAAGGCGAUGUGGAACAUGCACUCUUUACUGAUCAGAGUAAUGACCCUGAUGUUGACUUCCCAGAAGUCUUUGCAUAUGCUGAUUUAGUUACUUCACCUAAAGAGAAUGUGUCCAAUACACUUGUGACAGAAAUGGGUAUAGGUGAACUUGGCAAUGAAGAGUUUGAUUCUGACAACUAUACAUCUGGUACCUACUCUGAAACCCUAGGCUAUGAUUUUGCCUUGUUUUUAGAUCUUGAAAAGGAAGGUAAUGAUUCUUUGCCUCCUGAAGAUGUAGUCAAUGGUGACCUUCCUGGCAUGCAUGCUUCUUUUGACCGCUCUGUGCUUACUGAUAUAAAUCAGGAGUUGUAUGAAGCUCUUUCUCCAGCUUUCAAGAUUACCAGUGCACGCAACUCUCCUGAUCUCUCUGGAGGUCACAUGUUGCCAAGCAGCGUCUAUGAUGCCUCUAUAGGACCCUACGGUGUCUUCAAUCUACCUAUUAAGAACCCAGGAAACUCUUCUCGCCAUAGCACAGUGGCACCGGCAGAUACUUCAACAAGUGAAGGAGGGCUGACCACCCUGGUUUCGGCAACUACAUGCGGUGUCGCCGACAUGGCCGUCAAAUUGUUUGGUGGAAGGUUGACAGACCUCAAAUUGCGAGUCGCCUUUAUACUUGUUGAAGUCAGCAAGAUUGCUCGGAGAUGCAGGUACACGGUAUUGGAGAAAAAAGGAAUUGUCAUCUUUACAACUGCCUUCAAAGGUUGCAGUGUGAAGGCACGGGGUGGGCAAUAUGUGUUGACCCUGAUGUGGAGAAACCACUAUGUGCAUAUGUCCUGUCCAAUUUCUACACCUGAUAAACCUAUUACAAUCUGUGGUAAGAGUAGCAUGACCAUCAAACUCCCAGCAGGACCAAUAGAAGCGCUUCGUGUAAAAAAUAAAUUCAACAAAUGGGUAUCCAUUUACGGAGUUGCUGUUAAAUGCAAAUAUCAACUGUUGAGUGAUUCAGAGGGAAGGAUCACUUUCACUACUUCCUACAAUGGAUGUCACGUGAGGAGAUCGAUGGAUCGUUAUUUCUAUAACAUCUACUAUCAAAUGGCUCCAGGGAAGCUAGGACAGGCACUCAUGUCUUGUAGGACAGGAAUUAAUGUUACAGUCCCACCUGAAGAGUCCUUGCCAUCAGUGUUUUGUGCCAAGUCUGGCAUGAUGAUCAAAUUGCCUAAAGGAAGUCUUAACACAGUCAAAGUGAGAGAUGGGUCUGGCAAGACAAUACCUGUGGAUAGUGUUGCCAAGAACUGCAAUUAUCAACUCUUUCAAAUGAAGACUGGACACAUCAUCUUGAUUGCUUCCUUCCAAAGCUGUCAAAUUGCAUUUGUGAAUGGAAACUAUGUCCUGGCCAUUAUCUAUACAACUUAUUCUGGAGGCUUUGCAUCAGUGCAGAUAGAAUGCCCUACCAGUGGAGAACCAACAAAACCCCCUCCCUCUACAAAACCCAUUCCUCCAACUCCUGUCUGCGGAGCUUCCAGCAUGAUGGUGGAGCUGCCUGAGGGGCCUCUGGAACAAGUCAAGAUAAUGAAUAACUCUAAUGGGCUAUGGGUAGUUGUCAAGGAUGUCCCAAAGAACUGCAACUACACACUGAUGAAGGCAAGAGGAGGAAACCUCUUCAUAACCUCCUACAAGGCCUGUCAUGUCAGGAUACUGACUAAAAACUAUGUCUUGAAUAUACGCUACAUGAGGAUGGGAAGUGCAUUCUUUGUGAAUAUGAGAUGCCCAGUAACAGAAACCACUACAGGGGAGUCAACAAAACCUGCUGUAGUCUGCAGAAACACCAGCAUGAUGGUGGAACUGCCCAAGGGAUCUCUGAAGCCAGUGCAGGUCAUUGAUGAAAACAGGUUGGUGGCUGUCGGUGAUGCACUCAAAUGUGGGUAUCUCGUGGUAGAGAGAGGAGGAAAGAUCAUCUUUACAGCUGUUUAUGCAGCCUGUGAUGUAAAGAUUGUGGAUGGAAGUUACAUCUUGACCUUACUCUACACAACCACCGCUGGUAAACGAGGGUAUGUGCACAUGAGAUGUCCAACAAAGGCCACUACAACCACUAAUACGAAGCCAACAAAGACUACUAAAACCAGUGCUGGGGAAUCGAGCAGGAGAGCUAGAAGAAGUGCUGGGGAUGCAACCAAGACGACGCGAAGAGGCUCUGGGGAUGCAACCAAGACGACGCGAAGAGGCUCUGGGGAUGCAACCAACACAACACGAAGAGGCUCUGGGGAUGUAACCAGGACGACACGAAGAGGCUCUGGGGAUGCAACUAGGCCAACGCGCACUCCUGGGCCUGCAACUAGGCCAACGCGCACUCCUGGGCCUGCAACUAGGCCAACGCGCACUCCUGGGCCUGCAACUAGGCCAACGCGCACUCCUGGGCCUGCAACUAGGCCAACGCGCACUCCUGGGCCUGCAACUAGGCCAACGCGCACUCCUGGGCCUGCAACUAGGCCAACGCGCACUCCUGGGCCUGCAACUAGGCCAACGCGCACUCCUGGGCCUGCAACUAGGCCAACGCGCACUCCUGGGCCUGCAACUAGGCCAACGCGCACUCCUGGGCCUGCAACUAGGCCAACGCGCACUCCUGGGCCUGCAACUAGGCCAACGCGCACUCCUGGGCCUGCAACUAGGCCAACGCGCACUCCUGGGCCUGCAACUAGGCCAACGCGCACUCCUGGGCCUGCAACUAGGCCAACGCGCACUCCUGGGCCUGCAACUAGGCCAACGCGCACUCCUGGGCCUGCAACUAGGCCAACGCGCACUCCUGGGCCUGCAACUAGGCCAACGCGCACUCCUGGGCCUGCAACUAGGCCAACGCGCACUCCUGGGCCUGCAACUAGGCCAACGCGCACUCCUGGGCCUGCAACUAGGCCAACGCGCACUCCUGGGCCUGCAACUAGGCCAACGCGCACUCCUGGGCCUGCAACUAGGCCAACGCGCACUCCUGGGCCUGCAACUAGGCCAACGCGCACUCCUGGGCCUGCAACUAGGCCAACGCGCACUCCUGGGCCUGCAACUAAGACGACGAGAAGGGGCUCUGGGCAUGUAACCAGGACAACACGAAGAGGCUCUGGGGAUGCAACCAAGACGACGAGAAGGGGCUCUGGGCAUGUAACCAGGACAACACGAAGAGGCUCUGGGGAUGCAACCAAGACGACGAGAAGGGGCUCUGGGCAUGUAACCAGGACAACACGAAGAGGCUCUGGGGAUGCAACCAAGACGACGAGAAGGGGCUCUGGGCAUGCAACCAGGACAACACGAAGAGGCUCUGGGGAUGCAACCAAGACGACGAGAAGGGGCUCUGGGCAUGCAACCAGGACAACACGAAGAGGCUCUGGGGAUGCAACCAAGACGACGAGAAGGGGCUCUGGGCAUGCAACCAGGACAACACGAAGGGGCUCUGGGGAUGCAACCAAGACGACGAGAAGGGGCUCUGGGCAUGCAACCAGGACAACACGAAGGGGCUCUGGGGAUGCAACCAAGACGACGAGAAGGGGCUCUGGGCAUGCAACCAGGACAACACGAAGGGGCUCUGGGGAUGCAACCAGGACGACGAGAAGGGGCUCUGGGCAUGCAACCAGGACAACACGAAGGGGCUCUGGGGAUGCAACCAGGACGACGAGAAGGGGCUCUGGGCAUGUAACCAGGACAACACGAAGGGGCUCUGGGGAUGCAACCAGGACGACGAGAAGGGGCUCUGGGCAUGUAACCAGGACAACACGAAGAGGCUCUGGGGAUGCAACCAGGACGACGAGAAGGGGCUCUGGGCAUGUAACCAGGACAACACGAAGAGGCUCUGGGGAUGCAACCAGGACGACGAGAAGGGGCUCUGGGCAUGUAACCAGGACGACACGAAGAGGCUCUGGGCAUGCAACCAGGACGACGAGAAGGGGCUCUGGGCAUGCAACCAGGACGACACGAAGAGGCUCUGGGGAUGCAACCAGGACGACGAGAAGGGGCUCUGGGCAUGUAACCAGGACAACACGAAGAGGCUCUGGGGAUGCAACCAGGACGACGAGAAGGGGCUCUGGGCAUGUAACCAGGACGACACGAAGAGGCUCUGGGCAUGCAACCAGGACGACGAGAAGGGGCUCUGGGCAUGCAACCAGGACGACACGAAGAGGCUCUGGGCAUGCAACCAGGACGACACGAAGGGGCUCUGGGCAUGCAACCAAGACGACGAGAAGGGGCUCUGGGCAUGUAACCAGGACGACACGCUCUCCUGGGAAUGCAACCAGGACAACACGAAGAGGCUCUGGGGAUGCAACCAGGACAACACGAAGAGGCUCUGGGGAUGCAACGAGAACCAUCACUAGGAAGCCAACUGAGAAGACUGAAACCAGUGCUGCGGAGGGAACAAAGGCCCCUACAUCUGUUGUCUGCAGAGCUUCUAGUAUGGUGUUGGAGCUGCCUAAGGAACCUCUAAAACGUGUCCUGUUUCUAGAUAAAUCCAACCAGUGGGUAGCUGUCAUUGAUGCUCGCAAGUACUGCAACUACACCUUGUCUCAGGGAAUCGGAAGGAACUUCUUCAUAACGCCCUACACAGCCUGUGAUGUCAGGAUACUGAAUAAAAACUAUGUUUUGAAGCUAUGGUAUCUGACAACUGGUGGAGAAAAAGGGUAUGUGCUGAUGAAAUGUCCCACCAGUGCUGGAGAACCAACAGAGGCCCCUUCACCUACAACCACCACUAGGAAGCCAACAGAACCAGUGCCUAUUGCAACUACUAUCUGCAGAGCCUCUACCAUGAUGGUGGUGCUCCCUCCGGGACCCCUGGAAGAAGUCUUACUAAUGGAUAAAUCCAAUAAUCUGGUUCCUGUGAAAGAUGCCCCCAAGUACUGUAACUAUAGUUUGGUAGAGGGAGAAGGAAGGAACAUCUUCAUAACGCCCUACGUAACAACCUGUGAUGUCCAAAUACUGAAUAAUUCUUAUGUCCUGACCCUACACUAUACCACCACUGAGGGGGUAUUUGUCUCUGUGGGUAUGAAAUGUCCCACCAGUGCUGGAGAACCAACAGAGUCCCCUUCACCUACAACCACCACUAAGAAGCCAACAGAACCAGUGCCUAUUGCAACUACUAUCUGCAGAGCCUCUACCAUGAUGGUGGUGCUCCCUCCGGGACCCCUGGAAGAAGUCUUAGUAAUAGAUCAAUCCAAUGAUCUGGUUCCUGUCAAUGAUGCCCCCAAGUACUGCAACUAUAGUCUGGUAGAGGGUGAAGGAAGGAACAUCUUCAUAACCCCCUACACAACUUGUGAUGUUAAAAUAUUGAAUAAGAAUUAUGUCCUGACCCUACACUAUACCACCACUGAGGGGGUGUUUGGCUAUGUGGGCAUGAAGUGUCCAACCAGCGCAGCCCUACCAACAAGAUCUCCACUCCCUCCCUUUGGGGUGUCUGUCAUCUGCAGUGAUACUUGCAUGACAGUGGAGCUUCCUGGGGGACUUCUGGAAGAGAUCCAAUUAAUGGAUGAAUCCAAUAACUUGGUAGCUGUUGCCAGUGCUCCCAAGACUUGUGGCUACAGUUUGGUGAGGGGAAAUGACAAGAACAUCUUGACUGCCCCCUACAAUGCUUGUAAUGUCAAGAUACUGAACAACUUCUAUAUCCUGAGAGUCCUUUACACCACUCUUACUGGGCAGCAUGGAGAUAUACAUGCCAAGUGUCCUGUUCCUGGUCUAGUACCACGUGAGGGUUGCAAGAUACCAAGAAGUCAGCAGGUUGCUUGUGGUCCACCUAAUGCUGAUCCACAACUCUGUGUGGCCAAUGGAUGUUGUGUGGAUGCAACAACUUCCCAGUGUUACUAUCCUUUGGAUGCAUGCACAGCAGAUGGGCAUUUUGUGUUUGCAGUUUACCGCACCUCAACCAAGCCUGAAAUAGAUCCUGGUAGUCUAGUAAUUGCAGGAAACCAAUCCUGUGCCCCUGUAAUCUGUACUCCAGACUUUGCUGUCUUCAAAUUCCCAGUGACUGGCUGUGGGACACAUGUCUUUAUGGUGGCAGAGACUACAAUCUAUCUUGCUGAAGUUCAUGGCAUGGUUCGAGGGACCGGGCAGGUGUAUGGAGAAAUUACCAGAGACAGCUCUUACCGCCUCCAGGUGGAAUGUCGCUAUUCUAAAGGAAGUUUGGCCAGCACUGGUUACUUGGUGGUGAACCCACUGCCUCCAUCAGCAGCCUUGGCUUUUGGCUCACUUGGGGUUAGGUUAAGGAUUGCCACAGACGCCAGCUACACAACUUUCCACCCACUGUCCCAUCUGCCCCUGAGCUUCUUGCUUGGAAGCAAGGUGUAUCUGGAAGUGCAGCUUAUGAACCCUCCUGACCCCAAUGUAGUUCUGCUGGUCCACUACUGCAUCGCCUAUCCCCAGUCCUCUCAAGCUGCCUGGGUGAUCCUCUAUGAAGGUUGUCCAAACAUCCUGGAUUACAGCAGUGCUGCUGGCCUCCAUGUCGAAUACGAUAACAUGCCUGUAUCCAAGCACACUCGACGCUUUGAAAUACAAAGCUUCCAGUUCCUGGACUACAAGACCAAGCAGCAUUUGGAUGAGGAUAUCUAUUUUAUGUGUUCAACUGAAGUCUGUUCUCCUGAACGCCGUGUUUGUAAUGAAGGAUGCUUUGAUGGGAGAGAUAUGCCUGUUCCAGUAGAUCUUGGUGUGGGAGGGCGCUGUGCAGGAAAGCCUUGUCCUGGGAAUGUAGUCAAGCGAGCUGCUCAUGGUGAAGGAACCUUCAUUUUGGAUGAGAAUGUGCUCCAUGAACAAACGGAGAAGCACUGGACACACUUCCAUGGUCUCCUGGGGCUGCUUGGUUUGCUGGUCCCGGUAUCUGUUGUAAUGCUCUUCCUCAAAAAAUGGGUUGUCUGGAAACUGUCAGAUCCUGGAGAAGCAGUCUAACUUGAAUAAACAUAACUUGUUUAAAAUUCUGUCU